Molecule: messenger RNA, 599 nt
Organism: Beta vulgaris subsp. vulgaris (sugar beet)
Lineage: Eukaryota; Viridiplantae; Streptophyta; Magnoliopsida; Caryophyllales; Amaranthaceae
Product: S-linalool synthase-like
Exons: 2
Coding region: 54-599 (181 amino acids)
Biological process (GO): diterpenoid biosynthetic process
Molecular function (GO): terpene synthase activity; magnesium ion binding
Source: RefSeq, a predicted model, not a curated record
CAAAAAUUAAUAAUCCAACUCGCUCUUGAGUAGCAUCUUGUGCUUUCUACAUUAUGUCCUCAAAAAUGGCAAUCUUUCAUAAUGAUGCUACUCAAGCUUUAGUAAAUAAGAUAAACGAAACGAUGCUCGUACGAGCUGUCGAUAAUCCAUGCUCCAUUAUUUCUCAUUCUGCUUAUGACACUGCAUGGGUAGCCAUGAUUGGUCAUCCAAAACAUAAAUAUGAGAAACCCAUGUUUGGGAGUUGUUUAGAGUGGAUUCUAAACAACCAAAACUCAGAAGGGUUUUGGGGAGAGAGAGAUUGUAAUGGAAAUCCGACCAUUGAUUCUCUUCCUGCAACUUUGGCUUGCAUGGUUGCACUAAAGACGUGGAGUUUAGGCCAUCAGCACAUUGAUAAAGGAUUGACAUUCAUAAUGGCUAAUUCAACGAAGUUUAUUGAGCGCAAAGGCAAACUUCAGAAGUACCCUCGUUGGUUUGUUAUAGUUUUUGCAGGAAUGGUUGAACUUGCUCGACGUAAGGGCCUAAGAAUCACAUUUGAUGACGAGAUAAAAGAAACUGUUUCCCUUGUAUUUCGCCAACAGCAGGAGAUAUUCAAAACGUAA